AUGGAUGCUUCUGAGGAAUCAAAAAGAAUAUCAAUACAGGUUACAUCCCUGUCUACUCAACUAAUUGAGAGUGUAGAUAAACAAUCACAUUUAGAGGAACAGCUUAAUAAAUCUUUAAGAACCAUCGCCAGUCAAAAGUCAGCGAUUGAUAACUACAACCAGCUGAAAACCGAUUAUGAUACCCUGAAACAGACAUUAUCAGAGAGAGAUGAAGAAGUGAUGAGACUGAAUGGGAAUAUUGCCAAAGAAACUCAGCUCCGAACUAAAGCUGAGGAUGAAUCUGGAAAAUUAAACAGAGAAGUCGAAGAUCUGACAGCUUCACUUUUCGAUGAAGCAAACCAUAUGGUUGCUGAUGCUAGAAAGGAGAAAUAUGCUAUCGAAAUAUUAAACAAGAGACUUACCGAACAACUACGUGAAAAGGACACAUUAUUGGAGACAUUGACCUUACAACUUAAAAAUUUGAAGAAAGUAAUGCAUAGUCUAGACAAUGAGAGUACGGUCACAAACAACUCCGGUAGAUACUCAACCAUCUUAAGCGACUCCGCAACUUCUUCUAGCACUUCUUUAAACAAAGUGCCAACUUCCAACUCUUUCACUUCACAAGAUAUGUACAGUGGAAUUGUAUAUUCACCAACAAUAUCAUCUAUUCGUUAUGAUUCAAAUCUUUACAAUGAAUUUUUAAAAUUUGUUGCUGCACUACCUCAUUGUGAAAAUAUAAAGGCAACUUCAUCAGAGUCAAAAUUGAUACGAAGGUUGGUAAAUGAUGAAAUCCAACCUAUACUUAAAAUCGAUAAUGCGUCCGGAAUUGGCUGGUUGGUUAAGAAAACCUUACUCUCUCUGAUUAUAGAUGGUAUGGUGGUUGUGGAACCAUUAAGCGGUGUCAAUGCAACCUACCAAAUCGGAUACAACUCAAGUAGCCCUGUGAAGCAAGCCACUUCUAAUAUGCCAAAGAUGUUUAAGUUUCCCUUGGAUUCGCCCCCAGUAGCUGUGCAUGCUGCAUGUUCCUUCUGUGGAGAAUCCAGAGACGAUAUUAUUGAACACGCAAGGAUGUAUGUGCUGAAAACGUUACAUAAGUCUGAUGAUGGUGCGGAACACGUAACAAAUACCUACCCGUUAUGUCAUUGGUGUUUGCUAAAGGUAAGGCAAACAUGUGAAAUCUUUGCAUUUUUAAGAUCAUUAAAGGUAGGAGCAUGGCAUUUAGAGAAGGUAACUUUGCAAAAUAUUGCCAAGGGUGAUUUGGAGAGGUUUUCAGAGGUCACAAAGCGAACUAAAUCAGAGGGGGGCAGAGUUUCUCCUCAUGAUAAGAUGGCUAAGCGAUUGAGUUUCAUGGCGGGCCUUGGCAUCAACUCUUCAACAAAGAGUAAACCAAGGGUGGAAGUCCCGUCCUCCGAAAUGAAUGUAAAGCCGGGCCAACCAACCACUAAUAUUCAAAGAGCAUGGGUACAGCUGUGUAAAUUGCGUUGUAUACUUCACUGGUCUCAUAUUGGCAUAUGGGCAGUAGAUGAUUCUAUUUCCUCAAAAAUAGGACCCUUUGUUGACGAUGAAGGUACUGAUGAGGGUCCAAGUGACACUGUACCAGUCCGCUUGCAAGACAAGUCAUUGUGGAAGAAAAACGCGGACAUACCUUUGUCGUCAUCUAGUACAGAUGAAAGUCAGAGGAGUGACACUUUCGACUUCGAAAGCGAAGACACAGAGAACGCAACCACAGAUGAAUCACCCGCCGGUGUAUCUCCCUCAGAUACGUCGUCCUCAGCUGCGACUACUACGAGUGGAAACUCGUCGGCAGCAGAAGAACAAGGCCAUAAUGAGGGAGAUGAUACAGUAACAAAAGAUGAUGAGAGUAGUAGUAAGUCGAUAAAAAGACAUAACGAAGAAAGUGCCACUACCAACGAUAAAAAGGUUCAUGAAAAGCCGAAAAGGAAAGCUUCUCAGCGUAAGAUUCAAAAGAAGAAAUUGCUCAGGGAUUUGGAUGAAUUGGAAGAACAAUUUAGAGAAGAAAGUACAAAUGUCCAGGACGAACUCAAAAGCUCUGAUGAUGUCAAAGCUCAAGUUGUAUCUCCAGACAAUACUACUUCUACAGAAAAGGACACUAAAGGAGAUGAGCGUUCAAGCAAUAAAUUAUCAAAGUUGUCAAUAAACAAUGAACACAAUGAACAAAUAAAGGAAAACAGUCCAGGGAGAGGAUUGCAUGCAUCUUCAAGCAACGAUGACAAUUUUGACGAUGCCCAAGAACAACAAUAG
Molecule: messenger RNA, 2241 nt
Organism: Saccharomyces eubayanus
Lineage: Eukaryota; Fungi; Ascomycota; Saccharomycetes; Saccharomycetales; Saccharomycetaceae
Gene: SEC2
Product: guanine nucleotide exchange factor SEC2
Exons: 1
Coding region: 1-2241 (746 amino acids)
Biological process (GO): exocytosis
Cellular component (GO): Golgi to plasma membrane transport vesicle; cell tip
Molecular function (GO): guanyl-nucleotide exchange factor activity
Source: RefSeq, a predicted model, not a curated record